This is a messenger RNA of Scatophagus argus, 6391 nucleotides long. RefSeq names its product serine-rich adhesin for platelets-like. The transcript is spliced from 5 exons. The record is from RefSeq and is a predicted model, not a curated record. Lineage: Eukaryota; Metazoa; Chordata; Actinopteri; Scatophagidae. Bases 737 to 5338 code for a protein of 1533 amino acids.
CCAUCAAUCCCAUCAGUAAUCUCUCCAUCUUCUUUUUGCCUUUCUAUAAAGUAAUUAUGUGCUUCAGUUUGAUCUUUUCAAAGCACAGUCUGGCUCUUCUCCCAUCAUGACAGGGACAUUAAGAAACAUGACUAAACGAGUAAAUCAGCACAGCAGGGUUGCGUAAGAGUCUGUCAAUUGUUUUUCACGUGUUGUCUCAUCUGUUUGGACAAAAAGCUACUGAUUUAUUGUGGUGUGACAAUGACGAGAUGGUUUCGUUAAUGACUUCUUUUCUGCAGUCAAACUCAGACACAUCUUCAUUUGUUACUCCCCAGCGCACACACAGUUGGAAACCUUGACGGGUCACGUGACAAAGGUGUGCAUGUUUCUAUGUGUGGGUGGGUGUUUUUGCCUGUCAGGAUCACACCUGUCGGGAGGUGCCGACGGCGGGAUGUCACUCACUGUCUCAGUCUCUCUCCAGUCGCUCCUCCAGCUGGUAACGGGGAUGAUAAUGGCUGAGUGUUAGUUCACCAUGGCCGCUCAGAGGAAUUACAAGGCUGACCAAAGAGGGGGAUUACAUGAAGUAAUGUGUAACAAGUCUGCAACUAAAGUGCUCAGCUUAGACCGCGAAGUAGGAGUCAAAACGACUUUAAGCAGUUUUCUUCAACAAAAGUCUGAAGAAGUUUGAGAAAGAAAGUGUCCCGUGAAACCUGGUGGAUUUUUUUGGAAGUUUUGUUGUGUUGUUGGCUCCGCAGGCAUGGCUCUGUCACAGAUACAGUGCCUGGACGAUAACCACGUGAACCCGCGGGUGAACGAGUCCAAACCGGAGUUCCUCUACUGCGAGGACCAGCGGCUCGCGCUGGAGGUUUUCCUCCAGGAUGGUCGCGAGGCGUUUUUUAAGUUCUUGGAGGCUCGCGGCCUGCGGGGCUUCCUCUCGGACCCGGAGCUGGAAACUCUCGCCGGGGUAGUGGAGCCCUAUGACCCGGGCUCGGAGCUCUUCCCGGAAAGUGUCGAUGACGACGAGCCUCCGCUGUCACUGCAUUACUGGCCCGAGCUGUCGGACACGUCCAUCCCGCAGACGGACCUGGGCUGGCCGGACACCGAAGCUUAUCGUGGGGUCACGCGCACUACAGUCUAUUCGCAGCCACCGCUGGAUGGUCAGGCGCAUAUUAAAGAAAUUGUUCGAAAAAUGAUUGCGCAGGCGCAAAAGGUAAUAGCAGUGGUGAUGGAUGUCUUCACUGAUGUUGAUAUCUUUAGAGAUUUGCUGGAUGCUGGUUUUAAAAGGAGAGUUUCUGUCUACAUCCUGUUGGAACAUACAGCACUACCUCAUUUCCUGUCCAUGUGUCAGAGGGCCAACAUGCACGCUGGACACCUCAAGCACCUUCGUGUACGCUGCACAGGAGGAGUGGAGUUCUACACUCGGUCCUCCACCAGGGUGAGAGGGCAAAUGGGACACAGAUUCAUGUUCAUUGAUGGAGACAAAGCUGUUUCUGGGUCCUACAGUUUUACUUGGAUGUCAUCGCGGCUGGACAGAAAUCUCAUCACAGUGGUUACAGGUCAGGCAGUGGACGCUUUCGACAGGCUGUUUCGCGUCCUGUACAUGACCUCCAAGUUGGUUGACCUCAGGCAGGUCGCCACAGAGCGUGAACCUGAACCGGAGCCCCUUCCACAGCCAGUCUCAGUGGCCCCUCCUUCUGCCGCUGUUGCAAGGAAACUGUAUAACCCCAAAUAUGCCCUGGCUUUAGGCAACUCCAGCCCCAGUCCCAGCCCCACCCCCUCUGCUGGCCACAACAGCCCCCAAAAUGCACAGAGUCAAGAGAAUUCUGGGAACCCAGACGUCCCAGAUGCUAAGAAGAGGAGGCGAAGGAGGGGUAGUAAAGAAGCCAUACAAGAGGCUCCUCCCAUUCAUCCUGGACUCACCAAUCUAGAGAAGGCAUACUUGAUAUCAUACCUGCCCACCUGGCCAGAGCCUGACCCCCCCAGUGACGUGAUUGGGUUCAUUAACAUUCGGGAUGCCAGUAAACCAACUCAGGUUCAUCUGCAGAGAUCUGAGAUGUUUGAAAUCAGCCAAGCGAUCAGGUUUAGCAGUCCAGUCAGCAUACCCAAGGAAAUCCCACCAGAGGUGGCCAAGCCCAGACAGCUUACUGUUAAAUAUGACGAGAUGAAUAAACUCCAGCGAGAACAAGAUACAACCAAGGCUAAAAAGUCAGUGGCAGCCAGAGCUCAGCCAACAGAACUCAAUGCAUGGCCUGAUGACAUAAAAAAUAAAGCAGAGGCACCAGAACAAAACUCACCUGCAUCCGGUCCAAAGUGUGAAUCUGACAAAGACACUGCUAAGACUCUCCACAUGGAGGAGUCUCCCUCCAACCAGGAUGCAGGCCAUAACAGCACACAACCCCAAGCCAGCAGCGAAACAUCCACUCUUAACACAGAGAGACCUUCACACACUGUGCAAGCUAUCAUCACAAACAUUCCAGAGCCCAACAGCCUUCCUGAAUCCAACAGUGAGAAAGAAGACUCUAUUUUAAACGCACAAACUGCUGCUGUGUACAGGACACACGCCUUGGAGUUGAACAGUACCUCAAACUGCUAUGGUCACCCUGACACGAACACAAGUCAACAUACACACACAAAGACAGUGCCACCACAUACAGACUCACACACACAGGCUGUUCACUCGCAGUCAGAAAACUCCUCUGAAAUCAUCCCUAACAUCCAGACUCCCACCGUUGACAGCUGUGUGUCCCCCUCCUCCACCUCUGAGUCUGAGAGUUACACCUUCCUUUCUGAAAAUGACCACAUCAGUACAAGCAUGACUCCCAGUGCCUGUGCUCCUGUGUCCUCCAUCAGCCCACCUUUUGGCUCCUCUACAACUCCCAGUACUCACCUCGCCACUUCCUCAAAAUCUUCGUCUUUGCCUCCUCCCAUUCCUAAACCUCGUACCAUCCAGCUGGUUGUUAAAGAUGAUGUCACCAGUGAUGGCCAGAAUCUACCAGAGCUCAGUGUCAUCAGGAGGCUUGAGACCAACACCAGGCUGCAAGUGGUCCACAGUGAGCCUAAUGAGGAAAUUCUGGUGCAGGAAGAAUCACUGGAAAAAGAGUGUGAGAUUGUCCCUGAAUUGCAGGAUGACAAUGGAAGCAAAACAAGAGCACAAAAAGAUGCACUGAAUACAGAAAUACAGAGUGAGACUUCCCAAGAAGCAAAGGACGUAGAAGUGGUUGGGCUACAUGAUGACAGAGUGGAAACAAACCCAGAAAAUCAGUCAGAUAUUUUGAUCACUGAGACACCAAAGGCAGAGAGUGUGACUGUACAAAACAUAAUUCCAAACCAUGUGGAGCCUGAGACUUUGACAUCAAUAGACUGCACAUUACCCCCACAGAUAGACAGCGCAGCCCCAGUACAGGCAGGACCCAAGGUCACCGACAGAGCCCAAACAGACAGCCAUCUUGCUGAAGUGCCAAAUGUAAACAGUAAGGAUGUGGCACAGCGCAAAACAUACCACACCAGUGAGCAUGAGCUUCAGAGAAUACCAUAUUAUGAAUUAACUCCAAAGGAAGUAGGUGUAUUAGACACUAUGGAGUCUUUAAAAACUCCACCACACGCUGUGGCUUCUGCCACAUGCGGCCUACACAUAUCUGAAGACAUUACUGGUGACAGCAAGCACACAUCUGAUGGCCAGCAAGGUAACCCAAGUUACACAGCAGCACACUGCGCUGAGAGCGUGCCAAAUACUGAAAAACAUAAUACACACACUUUUCAAGAACUAAUUCCUAAAGCACAGGCAGGCACACACACACCUGAAAAAUCCCUACACUUAAAUCUCUCUGACACACACGUGCCAGAGUUGAGUUCGCCGACACCUGAGAAAGAAUUGCAGUCUCUCACAGCUCUCGUACGCACCCCAACUCCAGAGGGAUUUCUUCCACGCACGCCCACCCCAGAAUCACAAACGGGAACACCGGAUCCACGUUCACACACUCCAGAAUUUCGAACGCCUACAUCCGAUGUUAGCGACGGGAACGUCUCACCAACAGAUGAUUCCCCUCUCUCCUCAACCUCAGAGGAGUAUUACGAAUGUAGCGACUCUCCUUUGCAUGAUCGUGUUUUUGACCGAGCUGCUCACCGAAACCAUGGGGCCACAGAGGAUCGUGUCAGCCCUGCAUGCAUAAAUUCUAACACUCGUGUUGCUACAUUAGCCACUACUGUCAGAAGUGUAACACAGAGUUUAUCUGGGCCUGCUAAAGCCUCCUCUUCGUCUUCUUUAAUUAAAAGCAAAGUGAAACAGGAGAAGAAAGCGACGAAUGAAGAAAAUGGACGAGAAGUGGAUGAAAAGGUUAGGAAACUGAGUGUGGGAGAGAGGAGGACACAGCGAGACUCCAGGGUAGCACAGAGGAGAAGCAGUGAGGAAACAAAGAGAACAGCAGACCAUUUUAGACAAGGUAAAGACACAGUGGACAAAAUCAAGGAGACCCAACCACAGGCUCCAAAGAGAAAAAGGGUGAAACAACAAUCGGGGGAGAGAGUGACCGACAGAGGAGUGUCUCCAGGAGAGUUAACCAAUGAGGGAGCGGCGCCAAAGCAAUUGUCGACAGGUGACUUCAAACCAGAGAAAGUUCCUUCUGAGGGGGAGAGACCAGGCAAAGAGAAGGCUGAGGAUGGGGCGGCAUUAGGACCCAGCAGUGUGGAGAGGAAGGACAGACCCCAGUCAACCAGAGAGACUGAGGGACAGAAGCUUUUACAUACUCCUCCCAGACCUUCACGAGGACAACAGCAGGAUCACAGACCACCCUCCCCUUCUCGACCUUCAAGAUCCCCUCGACUCCUGUCAGGACCUCGUCCCUGUGGAAGCCAUCAGCUGAACCAGCCAGAAAGCAAGGCGCUCCACAGUAGUUUUCAGGUUGUGGAAAACACCUCAUCUCCUCGCAGACUGCCAAUGAGACCACCUCCUCCAGUAGCAGCAGGUGCUGCUGGGAUAGCAGCUGGGCAGAAGCAGGCUGAAGCCUCCAACAGCCAGCAGAGCCAGCAGAGCCAGCAGAGCCUCCUCUCUCGACAGUCUCCAACAGCGCAGCGCAGGGCGAAAGCUGGACAGUCGCCAAGUCAACCCCCUUUCCCAAAACCCCAGGCUUCCUUUCUCCACACGCAUGCUAAUGAACUGCUGCAGCUCCAUCCUCAAACCCAGAACCAGACACCACCAGCACAGGAGGCCCCCUGCCAGGUAGAAGGAAAAGGUCCAUUUAGCUUCACUUUAAGCAGACUGUACAGCCUGAAGGGCUUGAAGGACAAGAUGACCAAACUGCCAGCAAACAGCAAGAGAGGCAACACCAGCUCUCCAGUACAGGGACGUAAGAGCACAAGCUAGUCUGGUACCAUCAGUCACCCUGGCAUCAGUUUUUAUAUUACUGUUAGCAUAUCAAGCCAAAGAAAAGGCUAGUUAACAUAAUAAACAAUAAUCAGUUUUCCAGCAUCUGUUGUGUUAAGACAGCCAAAACUUUGUUCUGGUUAUGCACCAGCUUUUUCUGUCCAGGCUUAUCUGGACUUUGACUUGUGGAGGAUGUACUUUUUAAAUUUUCAUGUGGAACCACUUUCUUACUGGACCAAACAAAGUCCGACUGGAUAAGUGUUUUUCUCUUUGAUUCUCAUUCCUACACAUUAGUCACUCUUAUUCAUUUCGCUGCAUCUCAAACAUCUGAAAGUCUUUUCGUGUUGGAAAUACAGUUCCCUGACUGGCUGAACGCUGAGCUUUUCUUCUUUAGGUGGUCAUGAUCACUGAUGUUAUGAACGGUUUGGCCAUCAGAAUUUGAACCAUAGAUGCCUCUCCUGAAUUGUUACAUGGUUUAUUACAUAGUUUUAGUUUCAGCAGUGCUGCUUUCACCUGGAUCAUCUGUACGUACAGUGUGUAUUGAGCAAUAACACAAACAGUUGUUUCCUGGGUUAACUGUGAUACAUUUUUACCGAAACAUCUUAAAUCAAGCACUUCCUCUUACGUUUUUUGAACAGCACUCAGGUUUUACUGUGUUUUUGCUCUCCUUUUUUGUCAUUUCACUCACAAAGGUGUCACACGUGAAACAUCUUGUUUGCCAGUAGUGAUCUGAUAUCUUGGGUGCAGUGCCGUGUGAAUGUGAAUUCAGGAUUUAGGAUUCAUAUGUGCUUCCAUUAGGAUCGUGUGUGUGAGUGGGAUUCAUUCAUAAAAAUGCACAUUAAUAGAGUUUAAAAUAGGUACUAUCACUACAUGUUUGUAUUAGUAUAUGUAUGUACAUCUUUUUUUACCAUAGAAACGUACACACAUGCUGUUUUUUUACAGAUGUACUGUAUUUUGUGUGAUCACAGACUUCUUCCUCCAGCAUGGUGUUACAGGGAUCAACUGUUCUCUUUGUAGUCUGUGAGCAGACAAAUAAAUAAAUGUUCAAGUGGA